Messenger RNA from Hypomesus transpacificus, 1846 nucleotides. It is a transcript of the gene nup35, whose product is annotated as nucleoporin 35. Gene Ontology annotation, molecular function: structural constituent of nuclear pore; phospholipid binding; single-stranded DNA binding. NCBI's taxonomy places the organism in Eukaryota, Metazoa, Chordata, Actinopteri, Osmeriformes, Osmeridae. The transcript is spliced from 9 exons. The coding region runs from base 196 to 1122 and encodes 308 amino acids. The record is from RefSeq and is a predicted model, not a curated record. Gene Ontology annotation, cellular component: nuclear pore nuclear basket; nuclear pore central transport channel; nuclear membrane. Gene Ontology annotation, biological process: nuclear pore organization; NLS-bearing protein import into nucleus; regulation of DNA-templated transcription.
CCAAGGAGGGAUGUUCAAAUCUGGCAACCCCGGCCAACUCUCCUAAGCGCGAGUUCUGACCGAUUGUUAUAGGUCUUAGCUAGCUAGCUCGGUUAACAAGCUUGUUAACGGAGUUACCGGGGGUGUUUGCCCCUUGCUGUUUGUCUCGGCCGGAUGACCGCCGUUGGCUAGUCAGCUAGGAAACACAGGUGUAAAAUGGAAUUUCAAGAACCAAUGUCUCUGGGCUCGCCCACGUCUCCAAAGCCCGGAACGGGAGCCCAGUUUCUUCCGGGGUUCUUGAUGGGGGACCUGCCCGCUCCGGUAACCCCUCAGCCGCGGACAUUUGGUGUCUCCGGUGGUGGCAUCAUGGACAUGAGAUCGCCUUUACAUUUCGGUGGCUCACCUCCCCAGCCUGUGGUCCCCACACCCAAAGACAAGAGUGGCGCCCCGCCGGUGCGGAGCAUCUACGACGACCUGGCGAGCCCAGGUGUCGGCAUGUCUCCACUGUCUGCGCACAAGCAGCCCUUCACCUUUCUUCAGACCCCCAUGUCUGGCUUUAUGGCUGCUACUCCAGGAACAGGCCCCAGUGUGGCCCAGCAGCUGAAGUCUCCGGCCCAGGUGGACCCGUUCUUCACCCAAGGAGACGCCCUCUCCUCAGACGACACCCUGGACGACACCUGGGUCACGGUGUUCGGCUUCCCGCCUGCCUCAGCCUCCUACAUCCUCCUGCAGUUUGCUCAGUACGGGAACAUCCUCAAACACGUGAUGUCCAACACGGGGAACUGGAUGCACAUCCAGUACCAGUCCAAGCUGCAGGCCAGGAAAGCCCUGAGCAAAGACGGCCGGAUCUACGGAGAGGCCAUCAUGAUCGGCGUCAAAGCCUGCAUCGACAAGAGCGUGAUGGAGAGUUCGGACCGAGGCUCCGGUUCCAGCUCCGUGUUCUCGCCCGCGUUGAGAGGCGGAGCCACCCCCGGCCACACCCUCCCGUCCACGCCCGUCUCCACCCCCCGUUCCACCAUGAGACCCCUCAGUGCUGCCUACAAGGCCUCCAGCAGCGACUACCAGGUGGUAGCCGACCGACAGACUCCCCGCAAGGACGACAGCUUCGUCUCCAAAGCCAUGGAGUACAUGUUUGGCUGGUGAUGCCCGCUCACGCCGUUAAAAAAAACAAAAAACAACUGUUGCCUCUACGGCCUCCAACGACGACCCUCCCGUCAGCCGUGAUCCCAUUGGUCGGAGGAGGGCCGAAGGCGGGGCUUGGGAGGAUUCCAGGGGUCGACGCCGCUUCUGUCCGAAGAAGUGAGCAAGAAGCCAUCUUUCACUGUGCCAGACGCGCUGUCUGACCAGGCACCCCCCCCUCCCCCCCACCUCCUCUCUCUCCUCUCGUUUUCUAUCAUGGUGCUACGGGACAAACACACAGCCAAUGAUCUUUCCAAAGUGCCACUGUUGCUCAGCCAGAGAAACGGGACUUCUCAAUGAGUGGUCUGUCUGCUGAAGUGUUCGUCUGUGCGUCGUUGAUGCGUUUGUCUGAGUGUCGGUUAUGUAUUUGUGUGUUUGCCUGCGUGUGACUGAGGCUCUCCAGACGCCCAGCUGUGUAACAGACUGGAGCCUCCCUCUGGUCUUACCCACAAGCCACUACGCAAAUCCUGACGCGUCUCCCGGUACAAGGCCCGGGUCUCCAGAGAAUCCGGAAGACUUUCCAGAAUCAUACUCUUUAAUUUAAGGAUGACGCAUAUUGCCUUCGGAUGCCAACUAAAUAGUUGUACAAUUUAAUGAUCACUCAUCUAUUAGUGUAUCAAAACUCCUCGUUUUUUUUUAAAUCUCUUGUUUUCACAGUCAGGGAGCUUUGUUGAAUAAAAUGGUAUUU